AGUUCCCGAAAUCCUUUCAAAUUUUGCGCAAAUAAGCAACAACUCCGUUUACUUUAGAAAAUCACGUUUUUCACCUGCAAGGCAAGACUCAUCAAAUCUCGUUGCAAAAGUUUUGAACGCCUCCAAAUCAAAUUAUCCCACAGGUUGGCGACAACAAUUUGAUUUAAAAUAGAAAGACAUUCGAAUUGGUAUUUUUCAAGUAAGCACGACAAGAAUUUUCGUUUUCUGUGAACAAACAACCUUUAGUUUUUUUUUGAAGAGAUCGGGACGGGGUUCAUCACAAAACUUGGGCUCGGAACCCCGGUCCGUUUUCUCUUUCUGAGGCGGGUAGAAAGGGAAAAGUUUACUAGGGCCACAUUAGCAAGCAUACAUCACCACUAUUGUUGAUACAAAUCGAAGUAGAAAGCCUAUAGAACAAGUAGAAAGUUAGCACGAAGGAGCCAUGGCUCAGUGGGGCGGCUUCGGCUGGUGGCCGAAGACGUUUCGGUGUCCCCGCGGUACCAUUCGCGCCGAGGAAGACCCGAACUGGUGUAAGCACCGCGUAUGGGGCUGGUUCCAGGAGCACUCGGAUUACCACGCGGAGGAGGGAUUUCUGUACGAACAUGAGUACACCGACGACGGCGCCAUCGUCGCGCUCAGCAAGGGGAUCGUCGAGUCCGAGGCGAUCAACAUAAACCUCUGUACUUGCUUUUUUCAAUGAGUUUGUUUGUUGACGAUGAACUUAGAAACAUGUAAAUAGCAUGACGAUUUAUUUACGAAAAUAUUCAUCUUGUUGUUGUUCGCACACUUUUUGCGCGCACGCUUGCAUUGACUUUUUCUUUUCCACCAACACUCACAGACGAAUUCUGCUUGGCCUUCGGAAAACCGAUGGAGCUGCGGAGACCCUGCGUGGAAACCUUUCCUGGCGAAAGGAUUGUCCCGGACAAAAACGGGCGAUACAACGGGAUUCGCGUGCCCAAGUCCAUGCGGCGCGACCUGCAACGCAAGCCGGUCGAGAUUGUGCCCUACAUGCAGAACGUCGACAUCGACGAAAAAUCAUUUAUUGUCGAGCUCGGCCCCGAGGCGCUUUCAAGACAAUCCGCAAACCCGAAAAGAAGUGCCAGUUUGAAGGCAGUACCAGGAUCGCCCGCGUCAAAGAUGAAAGCGGCACCCGGUGCCGCGAAUGCGAAGGCGGGCAGUGUACUGGGCGCGAAGGGCAAAGGAAAGCAGGACGAAUGGGCCAACUGGUAUUUGGAUACACUUUUGCGUGGUGCAUUCAACUGUACGGCCUUGAGUGCCAUGUUUUCGUAGAUUUCGAAUUUUGCUAAAAUUGAUUCUGUUGUGUUCCUGCGUCUGCAUCUCUAGGGGAGCAAAGAAACAGUUGAAGAUAGAAAACUCAAAAUCUUACAGGGAUGGUCAAGACUGGGGCUACAGUGCGGAUAAGCCGUGGGAAGCUCUGGGCAUGUCACAGGCCAUGUGGGAGCGCAAUCAGAAGAUUGAGCAGGAACAGCGGGAAAGACAGGAGAAAGCGCGACUUGAGCAGGUACUCCUGAAACUUAUGAUCAAACGUUUCUCUUCUAGUAGGUCUUCCUUCCAGAAUUUUUUUUUGUGCUUUUCGACUUUCCUGUACGCCCGCAUUGUCGUUGUGCAAUUAGCACCAACUACUCGGCGUAAAAGCCACAUUGUCUAUCCAGACUGCAUCAAAUAAAACAGGAGCGUCUCCGUCUGGCCGAGGCUGAGCGACGGCGCAACAGCGUUCCCGGCACUCCCGGCGUUGACAGCGCGAACAAGUCUCCCCCCUCGGACAACCUGGACGGUGUGAACCCGCAGAAUUCGAAGUCCACGCCCCAGAGCAAGAUGCCGGACAUCAAAUCGCUGAAGCAAAUCCUGGAGGAGAAGAAGAAGCGUCACGGCAACGGCACGCUGGUUCCCCAGUCCAGUUCCGCGUCCGGGUCCCCGAAUAACGAUUUGGAUACCACCAACACGACCAUUGAAUCCAAGGCGAGCAAGCAGAGCAUGAUCACUUCGUCCGGCGGCAGCGGAACGGUGAUUAUGGCUUCCUCCUCCACUUCCAGCAGCCUGACCAAGACCUCCACGCGGGGCGGGAACAUCACCGCGUCCAGUGUCAGCAUCAAGGCGUCGUCGAGUUCCUCGACGGCAAUAGCCACCUCAAGUUCAGCACACCAGAAGACCACGAACGCCUCCUACGCAGCCUCGCACGAGACGGCGGAUGCCAUUCCUGGUACUUCUAACAUACGCAUCGUCGCGGCGGGCGCGGACAGCGGCAAGAAAGACGACCCGGGUGUCAACACAGAGUCAACGUCCUACCGCGAGUCCGCGAAGCAGGACAACGCGGGAAGUAGGAAGAAGAAGGACAAAAACAAAAAUCGCGACAAAGACGGCGGGGAAAACAGCAAUAACGCUGUUCAAAGCUCGUCCAAACACCACGGCGGCAAAAGUAGGAGAGAGGAAGUCGUAGAGCCCCUUUCCGACGACGACAAUUUGAGCGACGCGAAUGACAAUAACGAAUCCCCGCUGCAGUCGGAUGACAGCGAGCUGUACGGGACCACUAACGACCGGAAGAAGAAAAGCCGGAAGUCGAGGAAAGUGAAGGACCAUAAAGGCUCGAAGCACGAGACCGGCAAGAAGGAGUUGGAAAAGGGCGGGUCCCUCUCCAGCGACCACCCGGUCCGGAGCAGCAGCACGCGGGAAAACCUGGACUCGGCGGAAAAGGUGUACAAAAAGGACAAAGACCGGGAGCGGGGUCGCAAGAAAGUGGACCGGAAGGAUCGGAAGAAGAAGUCGAAAGAAGCGGCGUUCAACAAGGACAACGACUACAAUUCGCGGUCGGACGACGAAGACAGCAGAAGAUCGCGGUCUGCUGCCCAUGGCGAGAACGAGUCGGAGAACGAGUCGCCCGAGCGGGCGCGGGACAGCACAAGGGAAGACAGGAAAAUGAAAAAGCGGGGCCGGGGGAUCGAGGAAGCGGAAAAGAGAGAAUCGAAAAAGAUGAAAAAGCUGCACGCCGACAAGGAGUUGCGGGACACUGACAUCGUCCACUCGGACGAGGACGACCUCCAGCUAGCCUCCGAGCGAUCGGAAGAGCGGUCCGACGACAGAGACGUCAACUACCGUGGGGGGGCCCGGUCCAGCCAGGACUCCAGCUUUCAGGACCGAAAAGCGGAUCGGAACACGAAGCGAAGCCGCAGAGAGAAAAAAGAGUCGCAUAAGGAGGACCAAGACACCACGAAAUCCUCCAAGCGCGGCACGAAAGCGCUGAAUGCCUUGGGGAGAGGCUCGAAAAACGACGAGGAACUCUACAGUAGCGAGGAGGAUAUUCUGAGGAAAAAUCCCCCCUCCCCAUAUCGAAAAGGUAUGUUUCCGAAAAUUUGUGUUGCUGAUUUGAGGUCACAAAUCACGUCUGUCUUGCAAGAAGACAGGCGCAGAGGCUUCCGCACCAUUAUGGAAGCGAUUUGGCAUGCUGUUGCGCCUAGGGGGCACCCGUUUGCAAUGCUAAGCAACUAGACCUAUACGCCCCUACCUAGGCCGAGGACCUGGCUGCGAUGCCUUACUGCAAGACAAGUCCGAUUUGUGUAGCCAAAUCCUGCAUCACAGAUUUCCAUUUCGAUAUGGGGAGGGGGGAUUUUUCCCUUUGAUAGAGGACAUGAUGAACCCCGGGGACGAAUACGAUUCGAAGCGGCGCACGCGAAUAAACCCUGCCGCUGAUCUCGAGUCCGACAGCAACAGCUCACUCGGUCGCGGAACGUCGUCGAAGAACAAGAAGAGGAACAAGGACAAAAAGCGGUCCAAGCACGAGAACUCGUCCUCGAAAUUGUUGAGCGAGAAGAUCGACAAGAAGAAGUCGAAAAGGGUCAAGAAGGACAACAACAAAUCCGACCGGGCCGUGGAUAACAGCAAGAGGCGGACGAGAGGAGGUGCAGCUGCACCGGCGGACGAAGGCAACCUGCAGUCCGAUAUAGACGAGGACUCCGAGAACGACGGCGCAAAUAACGUCGCGCGGCAGUCAAAGCGGGGCAAGAAGGACCACAAAAAGCACCAGUUGGGCAGCUCGAAGGAAAAUAAACCCUCCAAGUACGCCAACAACAACGAUGUGAGCAUGUCGCCAAAUAACGCAGGCGGUCUCUCCGAGGACGACUUGGACAUAAACGACAAUAGUAAGAUGCGCGGCGACCGGGGCGAUCGGGCAGAAAAGAAGAAGAAAAAGAAGAAGAAAAACAAACACCGCGACAGCAGCGGGGAAGAGGAAAAUAACCGGUCGUUUGAGCGGGAGUCCAAGCACGAGAGCAGGAAGGCGAGGGAGAAGUCCUCCAAGCCGGGCGGACGCCGGCUGUCCGAGGAUCAUCCGGACGGCAUGAGCGACGCAGUAUCCCAGAUGACCGACGAGCGGAGCGACCAGGACAGGAGAAGCGUGCGCGGCCGCAGUCCGCAAAAAUCAAGCAUGUCGGACGACAAGGACAUAGACACCAGGAACAAGGGCUUGAGGCUGGCAAGGUAUAGGGUGGGCUACUAUUUUUUGGUAGACAAUUGUAGUAUAUUUUGAUUUGUCAAGGUCAAGCUCAUGAUCCCCAUGUGAAUUAGAAUGAAUAUUGGGGAACGAGAACGUAAUGUUCAAAAACCCACCCACUGUAAGUCAAUAUCAUAAUCCAAAACAGGAAACCUAUUUCCCCGCCUCCGUCCGAUGACCUCGCGGCCGCUUUCGACAACUAUAACGAGAGCAAGUCCAAGCUCGCCCAGGAGCUGAAGUCACCCACACUUUCGAUCAAACCCCGCGAUCGCUCGACCUUCAACAGCGUGCAACUGAAGAAGAACGAGAAGUCCGGCGAGGAUUUGUACGACAACAGUAUGAACAUUCGAUCCAACCUCGUGCCGGCCGGGCACUCCGGGAACGUGAUGAGCAAUCGUCUGGUCCCCAACGCCAACACGCAGCGACUCCGGUCGGAGCAGGUCGAGGGUGGGAGCAGCAACAUGCACUCGAACGCCAGCUGGAAGAACACCAGCGGGGAUGACGAGGACGACAAAUGGGCGCGCGUACGGGAGACUAACCGCGAGAAAAUCAGCCUCACCACGCGGGAAUCGAGUCGCAGCGAGCCGUUUACGCUGCAGAGCAGCAGUGGGUACGACCGCAGUAACCGCAUGAACCUGCCUACCUCGGUGCUCCAAAAAAACCAGGCCCUGCUCGGAGAGCCCAUGCAGCCCCCGGAGGCGAACGAGACCGGGGUGCGAAAGCGCGGCCGCGGCUUCAACAUCGCCGGGCACCUGAACUCAGUGUCGUUUCGGGGAUGA
Molecule: messenger RNA, 5283 nt
Organism: Amoebophrya sp. A120
Lineage: Eukaryota; Dinophyceae; Syndiniales; Amoebophryaceae
Source: the annotation of a GenBank genome assembly